Hypomesus transpacificus is the source of this 2709-nucleotide messenger RNA. It is a transcript of the gene dhrs3a, whose product is annotated as dehydrogenase/reductase (SDR family) member 3a. The coding region runs from base 463 to 1371 and encodes 302 amino acids. Gene Ontology annotation, cellular component: lipid droplet. The transcript has 6 exons. Gene Ontology annotation, molecular function: oxidoreductase activity, acting on the CH-OH group of donors, NAD or NADP as acceptor. Lineage: Eukaryota; Metazoa; Chordata; Actinopteri; Osmeriformes; Osmeridae. The record is from RefSeq and is a predicted model, not a curated record.
CACUCCCACAUGCAGAAUCAAAUAGGAGCACUUGCAGUCGGAUGCAUGAAGGCACCGAAGUGAUCAGACAGUCACUGAGUGAAGUCUAACUGUGUGUGUGGUUGAGAGAAGAAUAAUCAUUAGCCUAUCGAUUAAGGAUACUCUUCAUUUUCAUCAUUAAUCUGCAAGGACGGUCGUCUCUUCAGUUUCACAGAAGUAUUUCUUUGAAAGGAGGCUGCAGCGCUUCUGCGGUCCCCGGGUGCACAGCCAACGACCAGUUGACAGAAAAAUAGCUUGUUAUAUGUCCUUUAAGCAAUCAGGGUUGUGCUCAGCACAUAGGACUGAAUCUAUGAGAUGUUGGUGUUUUGAUAACCCAAUUACUCAAGAAACCUGGAUGAGCUCAAAGCUGUUCUGAUAUCUGUUCACUCAACUACAUUUCCUUGGAGGAAUCUUAUAUUUAUCCACAUAUAUCUAGCCUACUAAAUGGAUAUACAACAAUUUGCACACGCGUUUUUUUUCCCAUUUCACAUGAUAUUCUGCAUAUUAAAAGCCACUUUUGGAUUGUUGCUACCAACCAGACGGAAAGACCUUCAGGGCGAGGUGGUGCUGAUAACCGGCGGUGGAAGGGGCAUAGGACGGCAUCUGGCUAAGGAGUUUGCUGGACAGGGUUGUAAAAAGGUGAUCCUCUGGGGCCGCACUGAAAAAUGUCUGAAAGACACCUGCCAGGAGAUCGCACUUACAGGAACUGAAUGUCAUUACUUCCUGUGUGAUGUAGCCAAUCGCGAGGAGGUGUAUAAACAGGCCAAGGUGGUCCGAGAGAAGGUGGGUGAUGUCACCAUUCUAGUAAACAAUGCAGCAGUGGUUCAUGGGAAGAGUCUAAUGGACAGUGACGACAAUGCUCUGAUGAAAAGCCAACACAUCAACACACUGGGCCAGUUCUGGACUACCAAGGCCUUCUUGCCCCGUAUGCUGGAACUAUGCCAUGGCCACGUGGUCUGUAUCAACUCCAUCCUGUCCCUGGCCUCUAUCCCAGGAGCCAUAGACUACUGCACAUCUAAGGCCUCUUCCCUAGCCUUCAUGGAGAGUCUGACCCUGGGCCUGCUAGACUGUCCUGGGGUGGCCUGCACCACCAUACUCCCUUUCCACACCAACACAGAUAUGUUCCAGGGCAUGAAAGUACGGUUUCCUCAUCUCUUCCCCCCUCUGAAUCCUGAACUAGUGGCUCAGAGGACUGUGGAGGCAGUCAGGACCAACACAGCAUUCGUCUACCUUCCUUGGACAAUGAGGGCGCUAGUCAUUCUCAAGAGCUUCCUGCCUGAGGUAGCUCUGGAGGAGAUUCAGCGCUUCUCAGGAUGCUACACCUGUAUGGACACCUUCAAAGGACGGACAUAAGAAUCACUGCACUCAUGUCAUAUUGAAUUGAAUGCAAUCUAAUUUAAUAUGCAAAGUUGCCCAGGCAAAAGCGGUUCAAGUAAGCACACCAAGAUGUGCAGCUCAGAAACUAGUAGCAACCAUACUGUGGCCCACCAUUGGAGUUGGAGCGUUGCUAACGCAACUGAGAACGAAUGAACUAUGAAAACUACAAAUCUUAAACUGAAACAUUCUCACUUGGUGCAGUGUUGACUGACAAGUACACAACCGUAGUAUCUGAAACUGGUUCUUCUAAAGGUCAACAUUUGGGGUUUGUGUCAUCUUAUACAGCUUGAACUGGUGAUCAGAGCUGCUAGGUGAUAAACAUAUUCACUGUUCUACCAGGUUUAGUAUUAGCUUUGUAAAUUGAUGAAUACCAUUGACACCGACUGAAAUAAAGACGGUAUGAAAUACUGAUUGGCUUUUGUGUGGAAACUUAGUGGGGUGCCCAGUCUGUGUGUGCUGGUUCAUGCCUUGCCAAGGCUUUCAGUCAUCUCAUGGCCAACAUUCCUGCACUGUUACCCAGCCAGUACUUAGCUCAUUGUUGGUUUUGUUAAGGUUGUCAUAACACUCCAUAGGAAAGCAUACCAAAGAACUAUCUCAAUUGGGAACUAAAUACAUUUAGUUUUAAGACAGGGACAGACCUUGUAAUAAGGUGAUUCAGAGUACAAACACAGAAUCGUAAAAGCCUUCAGACAAAAAACUAAUGUUUGUGAAUCUUCUCUUUGUAAGAUGUUUAUAGGAGUAAGGGAAAGAGGCAGUGCGUGUGUUGGAGAAGACAGCUCAAAUCUCAGGGGGUGAGUUCAGAGUGAGGUUAGCCAAAUAGCAGCUGGGUUUACGGAGGUAGUUGGACUGACGACUCCCCCAGAGCUAAACUCUUCACCCUGUGGCCAACUUGGGCUCCAGAUCCAUGACUGGAGAAUCAGGUGGAGGAGAUGGGGGGCAGAAACUAACUGACCCUGGUAGCUGCUCCCCCAGGGCAGCUUCUAAGGUGCUGAGGCCUGUUGCAGGUGUGAUACAAGUAGCCAAAGCCAAAUCAAAAUACUUGAUUUGGCUCUGGCCCAUAGACCUUUAUAUACACAGUAUUUUACCUGUACUCCAUAUUUGAUAGACCGAAUUUCAAUGUAUCUUUGAAUCAUACCCAUAAUAUGAUAUGCAUCCCUUUUAUUUUCGAUGGAAACAGAUCUGUAUUUGAUUAUAAGGUUAAGUGAAGAUGCCUCAAACAUAACAUUUAUUUAGAAAAUCCUAGCUUUUGGUAAUUGUCUUCUUUAACUUGCAAAGCUUGUGGCUAACAUCAGAGCCUGCGUCUUAUUACUCAUU